This is a messenger RNA of Jatropha curcas, 1609 nucleotides long. Its product is annotated as ceramide synthase 1 LOH3. Lineage: Eukaryota; Viridiplantae; Streptophyta; Magnoliopsida; Malpighiales; Euphorbiaceae. Gene Ontology annotation, biological process: ceramide biosynthetic process. The record is from RefSeq and is a predicted model, not a curated record. Gene Ontology annotation, molecular function: sphingosine N-acyltransferase activity. Gene Ontology annotation, cellular component: endoplasmic reticulum; membrane.
AUUUUUCACAUGAAAAUUCGAAAGAAAACAGAGUCCAACAUCAAAGUUUCUCUCUCUGCUCGUAUAUGUGAUUUAUAAAAAAAGUUGUAUCUUUUUCUCGAGAAAAGCCUUGGAUCAACCGAAAGGAAAAUAAAUCCUGAUGGGUUUUAUAGACCACGUGAAAUCAAUUGAAUGGGAGAAUGAAUCAUACCCUGCUUAUGAAGAUUACAUUGUUCUUCCUCUCUUUGCUCUGUUCUUCCCCUCUGUUCGCUUCUUUCUCGAUAGAUUUGUAUUCGAGAAAGUGGCAAAACGAUUAAUUUUUGGAAAGGGUUAUCGGACACUGGAUGUUGAGACAGAUGAGAGAAAGAAGAAGAUAAGAAAAUUCAAGGAAUCUGCUUGGAAAUGCGUUUAUUUUCUUUCAGGAGAGAUUCUAGCUUUGACUGUUACUUAUAAUGAGCCUUGGUUUACUAACACAAAGUACUUUUGGGUAGGGCCAGGAAAUCAAGUCUGGCCAGACCAAAAAAUGAAGUUAAAACUGAAAGGAGUAUAUAUGUAUGCUGCUGGAUUUUACACAUACUCCAUUUUUGCUCUGAUAUUCUGGGAAACAAGGCGCUCAGACUUUGGGGUGUCCAUGAGUCAUCAUGUAGCAACUGUCAUUCUUAUUGUGCUCUCCUACAUUUUCAGAUUUGCUCGUGUUGGUUCAGUCGUCUUGGCUCUUCAUGAUGCUAGUGAUAUAUUUUUAGAAAUUGGAAAGAUGUCCAAGUACAGUGGUGCUGAAGGGUUGGCUAGCUUUGCAUUUAUUCUUUUUGUUUUGUCUUGGAUCUUACUGCGCCUCAUUUACUAUCCAUUCUGGGUCCUUUGGAGUACAAGCUAUGAAGUUGUCCAGACAUUGGACAAGCAAAGGCAUCGAGUGGAAGGUCCAAUCUAUUAUUAUGUGUUCAAUACUCUUCUAUAUUGCUUGCUCGUUCUCCAUAUCUACUGGUGGGUCCUGAUAUAUCGGAUGCUUGUUAAGCAAAUCCAAGCAAGGGGUCAGAUAAGUGAGGAUGUUCGAUCUGAUUCUGAAGGAGAAGAUGAACAUGAAGAUUGACCGAAAACAGUAAUUACUGCCUUGCUGUAACUCAUACAAAAGUUCAACAACUACACAAUUUUACGCAUUUGUUAUGGUCUACAGUCAAACUUAAACGAUUGUGGUCCAUAAAGUUCCUCUGUAAUUUAAGGGUUUGCAGAAAGACUUGAGAUCAGAAGUUGAUUGGAAAGGAAAGGUCAGACUGUGUGAGUAGUUUGAUUGUUUGUCUGCCACCUUACACUCAAGUUUGACUCGCCAAUCAUCUGUUGUAAGAAAACUUACAUUGAUUUAAAAACUUGUUAUAGCAACCAUUUCUGUAUAAACAUUGAGCCCUCAGCCAAAUUUGAGGGUUCAUCAUUGCAUUUGAUUUUAACUUGUUCAUUAUUAAGUAGUGGAGUUAGAACUAGACUUGUAGUUCAGAUAUUCUUACCUUAUUUUUGUUGAUGUGUUCGUUCUCAGUUGCAGUUAUGCUUUUUUUCUUUCUUCUACUAUUAUUGUGAAAAGCUUGUAAUUGACAUCAUUGAAUAAAACAUAAGAGAAAGCAAAACUAUGUUUUGAGGUUAA